AGAGUUGGGUUUGGAGGAUCAUGGCUUCCACACUGAUGCUCCUGCUUCAGCUGCUCCUGGUCUCACUGGUGUCAGCUUCUCAUUACUUUGGGGGAACCACGACCUACACCUACAAAGGAAGAAACCCUGAUGGCUCAUUUAAGGUGGAAAUUCGGGACAGAGACACCUAUGAUGGAUGUUACUACUCCCUCUACUGGUAUUGUUCCAGUGGAUACUGUGGCUACACCUCCACAAGUCAGAGAGGCAUACUGGACAGGAGCACCAAUGCUCCACAGUACAAUGGACAAUGGUGUGAAGCUGAAACUGUCACCACGCGGGUCGUCCCGAGCAACAGACCUUUUGAAAUGCGGGCAGCGAGCUGCUGCUGGAUCCCCACACGUAGCUAUUACUGGGGCCAUUCAUGGUACUUGAACACUCUUGUGGAUUUGGGAGAAAGAUCUGACACUGGAGAACCAAACAGAUCACCAGAAAUUGCCAUCCUACCUUUCCUCAGAGUUCCUGAAAACUGCCCACGGACUUACAAGCUGAUGUCAUUUGAUCCUGAUGGAGACAAAGUCAGAUGCCGAUAUGGAAAUCCAGGAAGUGCGGAGUGCGCCGAAUGCACCCAACAUUCAGGCUUCCACUUAGACCAGGACUCCUGCACGUUACACUACCAAUACACUAAUGCUGACCCCAGGGUGAAUUCAUUUGAGUUGGUGGUGGAGGAUUUCCCACAAGGACACAUCAGUCUGAGCUACUCUGAUGGAUCCCAGUCCUCCAGGUCUCCUCUGUCUGCAAGACGGAAACGAUGGGUCGCAUAUCCAACAACUACAUACCCCCCCACUACCACAUCAUGGUGGUGGUGGACAACUACAACAGCCGCACCCACUACAACUACAACUGCCCCCACUACCACAUCAUGGUGGUGGUGGACAACUACAACAGCCGCACCCACCACAACUACAACUGCCCCCACUACCACAUCAUGGUGGUGGUGGACAACUACAACAGCCGCACCCACUACAACUACAACUGCCCCCACUACCACAUCAUGGUGGUGGUGGACAACUACAGCAGCUCCUACUACAGCUGCACCAUGGUGGUGGUGGUGGGGGUCAACUACAGCCGCUCCCACUACAACUACAGCCGCUCCCACUACAACUACAGCCGCACCCACUACAACUACAACUGCACCCACUACAACUACAGCUGCUCCCACUACCACAUCAUGGUGGUGGUGGACAACUACAGCUGCUCCUACUACAGCUGCACCAUGGUGGUGGUGGUGGGGGUCAACUACAGCCGCUCCCACUACAACUACAGCCGCUCCCACUACAUCUACAGCUGCACCAUGGUGGUGGUCUACGGGGAGUCCGCUGCAGGCGACCUCUCCUCCCCUCAGUAAACUACCUUUGCAGUUCUCUUUCCUUGUGGAUCCACCUGCUCCUUCAUGCCAGGAGGGACUAUACUUGCCCCAGUUUGUGCACCCAACACCUGCACACGGACAGCGCAUUCACGCAGAGGUCAACAAAGAGGUGGAGAUCAGAAUCAAAGCACAGGCUUCAUAUGCAGCAAUACAAGAUAUCAUCAUGAGUGGGCCAAUGAAUAUGACCAAGCACAGAACCGCACAUAAUGAGUUUGUGCUUCGGUGGACGCCGUUCUCCAGCGAUCUGGGGGAUUAUUUCCCAGUGUGCUUUGCUGUUGAAUCGGCGACAGGGUCAGCAGUGACCAGUUUUCCAGGCAAUACCCACUCUCAUUACCACGGCACCCCGAGUUCACAGUCCGGCGUCUAUCAGUCCGAGAUGAGGUGUGUCGUCUUAAAAGUAGGAACAGAGGAAAUUAAAACCAAGGUGACCUGCUCUGAGUCUGAAAUGAGAGUAGAGGUGGAGAAAUCAUCCCUCCGUGGACUCCGUGAGGAUCAGCUGCGUCUCAGUGAGCCCAGCAACACCCUCUGCAGCCUGGAGAGAUACUCCAACAGCACUCACAUCAUCGGCGUCAUCCCUCUCAACGCCUGUGGCACUCAGAUCGAGGAAGACGAGGAACAUCUCAUUUUCAAGAAUGAAAUCACCACAGUGGAUGACAGCAGUGCUCUGAUCACCAGGAAGCAUAACCUGGAAGUAGAGUUCUACUGUCAGUAUCCCAAAAAGGGGAACGUGUCACUGGGCUUCACGGCACACAGGAAGAAUGUGGAAGUGUUUGAUAAAGGCUUCGGCACGUUCACCUACCAGUUUGAGUUUUACCCCGACAACCAGUUCAGAAGCAUCAUUGAUCCGAGUUCGUACCCUCUGGAGUACGACGUAGGGCAGAAGAUUUACAUGGAGAUAGACGCGUCCUCCAUAGUCAACGGCACCGAGAUGUUUGUGGAGUCCUGCAGAGCCUCACCGUACGACAACCCCAAUUACCAACCAACCUACUCCAUCAUUGAAGACGGGUGCCCCGUGGACCCAACUGUGAUGAUCCAUGAGACCGACAACAAGAGACAGUUUAGAUUCUGCAUCGAGGCCUUCAAGUUCAUCGGUUUGCACGAUCAGGUAUACAUCAGCUGUUCAGUAAUGAUGUGUGAAGCAGGGAAUCCCGACAGCAGGUGCUCACAGGGAUGCAUCAACUCCACAUCAAACAAUCACCACCACCGCCGAAAGAGGGACUCUGCCAUCCAGACUGCAACGCACUUCGUUUCCCAGGGUCCUCUGCGCUUGAAGAGGUCAGCCGACAUCAGCAUGAGUGCAGGGAACAACCUGAACCUGAACCUGAACCUGGUCUUCAUCGCUGGAUGUCUUCUUGCUGCUGUUGCCAUGAUCUGUGGAGUGCUCCUGUACAGGGCCAAAAUGUCAAAGGUCAAAUACCAGCGUUUGGCCUUGAGUGACAGUUAAGACAGCUGUGUAAUCAGAAUACCAGUUCCUGCAUUACUUUUGAACGAACCAAAUUUUGCUGUCAGGGUUUCGGGGGUUGUGUAUAAUGUUUAAAUGACUGAUGAAUUUAAUUCUUUCUAAUUCAGCUUUGUGUAGUGCAAAUUCACAACAACAGUUACCUCAGUUAGCUUUAUAAUGUAGGGCACAGUCCCAGCUGUUACAGCUGUAUUUGUGUUUGCGAGCUUUAAGAGCGAACAGAAAUUCCAUCACUGCAGAUGAAAAACAAGACUUUGAAUGAUGAAUCUUUUGAUUGUUGUUCAGUCAUGUAGCUUUACAGCAGCUUUUCUUUUUAUAUGUUAGAGUGUGAUUUACAGAAAGUGUGAAAGUUAAUGUGUGCUCCUCUAUAAUCAUUUGUGUGCACAUGUGAAUAAAUUUGAGACCAACAUUAAAGCGGUUAUUAUACACUUUCCUUCAAUAAAAAUCAAUAAAGGCACUCUGGUUACCAGGCAACCUGAAAUGCUCCAGAAGCCGUUUUUUGUGGCUCCCGCCCUGACAUGUAAAAUGAGGAAAACACUGCAUGUAUGUUAAAAAGUAUAGUGUGUUGCGUUUAUGAAAUUAAUGAGCUGUUGCAGAGAAAACUACAAUUUUCUGUGUGCAAUAAAAACAAAAAGUUGAAGGUUGCGUUCAAAUAAAACACUCACAUGUA
Molecule: messenger RNA, 3534 nt
Organism: Oreochromis aureus
Lineage: Eukaryota; Metazoa; Chordata; Actinopteri; Cichliformes; Cichlidae
Exons: 14
Coding region: 21-2849 (942 amino acids)
Source: RefSeq, a predicted model, not a curated record